Messenger RNA from Paracoccidioides lutzii Pb01, 681 nucleotides. RefSeq lists its product as hypothetical. The transcript is spliced from 6 exons. Bases 1 to 681 code for a protein of 226 amino acids. Gene Ontology annotation, cellular component: nucleus; CHRAC. The record is from RefSeq and is a predicted model, not a curated record. Gene Ontology annotation, molecular function: protein heterodimerization activity.
AUGCCUUACAACAUCUCCGCCAUCCCUCCGCCAGAGGAGGUCAGUGGCCAUGCAGCUCUGCCAUUGACCAGAAUCAAGAAGAUCAUACAUCUGGACGAGGACAUAGCGCAGUGCUCCAACAACGCCGCCUUCGUGAUCGCAGUGGCUACUGAGAUGUUUAUCCGCUACCUGGCCGAGCAAGGUUACAAUGUUGUCAAGUCCGAGCGAAAACCAAGACGGACGAUCCAAUACAAAGAUCUAGCCACCGCCGUCUCCCGUAUCGACAACCUCGAGUUCCUAGCCGACGUAAUACCCAAAACAACAACAUAUAAACAGUUCAAAGAGAAGAGGGCCAAGGAGACUGCCAACGGGGCCGGUUUCCUCCCACGUUCCUGGGUUCUUGAUGAGGUGAUUCAGCGUGUCGAGAACAAGGGUGAUCGAAAAAUUCUCGACCGCAUCAUACAUAUGGCCCUUAAUCCGUUCCAGGAUGGGUGGGACUUGAAUAAGGAUGAGGAAGAGCGAUUCUGCGGAGAUGUCCCACGUGUGCCCCAGUGGACCAAUCAGCGUCCCCGUGAUUGGGCUCCGAUCCCUCGCGAAUUUCCAACCAUCAAAAAGACUUCAUUAACCCUCAGCCAACUCCAACUCCAACUUCACUCCUCGCAACACUCAACCAUCAGAGCCACAACACCUCCUCCGCAGUAA